Messenger RNA from Heterocephalus glaber (naked mole-rat), 2775 nucleotides. The record is from RefSeq and is a predicted model, not a curated record. NCBI's taxonomy places the organism in Eukaryota, Metazoa, Chordata, Mammalia, Rodentia, Bathyergidae.
GUUUAUGAAGGUAAACUACUGACCAGUACUUCCAGAGAAUGUUACUGAAGAAAGUCUGGAAGAGCUGGCAUUCUCUUGUGCAAAGGCAGUGGAAAGAAGUGGUAGAGCGAGUUUGUCAAGCAGGAGCUGAAGAAUUUUGUAUCCAGAUUUCCAAUGAUUAUGAGACCAAAGUUGCUAUGGCUUCCUGUCAGAUUGUUUGGAGCACAGACCUGAGGACCGCACAGGAAAUUUUCUCACUCUGUGGACAUGGGCAGCAAUGGUGGGCAGGCUGGCACCCACACCUAUCAGUCCCUCACCGAAGAUGCCCUCUUUGGCUCCAUGGAGCCACCCAGAAGACCCACGGGCCGACUGGUCAUGCACAGCCUGGCCAUGUUCGGCCGAGAGUUUUGCUAUGCGGUGGAAGCAGCUUAUGUGACCCCAGUGCUGCUCAGUGUGGGCCUGCCCGAGAGUCUGUACAGCGUGGUAUGGCUCCUUAGUCCCAUCCUGGGAUUCCUGCUGCAACCUGUGGUGGGCUCAGCCAGUGACCACUGCCAAUCCAGGUGGGGUCGCCGGAGACCCUACAUCCUCACGCUGGGCAUCAUGAUGCUCUUGGGCAUGGCUUUGUACCUCAAUGGAGAUGCUGUUGUAUCAGCUUUGAUUCUUAACCCAAGGAGGAAGCUGGUUUGGGCCAUAAGCGUCACCAUGAUAGGUGUGGUUCUCUUUGAUUUUGCUGCUGACUUCAUUGAUGGGCCCAUCAAAGCCUACCUAUUUGAUGUCUGCUCCCAUCGAGACAAGGAGAGGGGCCUCCACUACCAUGCCCUUUUCACAGGUGUUGGUGGUGCCCUGGGUUACCUCUUGGGUGCCAUAGACUGGGCCCAUCUGGAACUGGGAAGAGUGCUGGGCACAGAAUUUCAAGUCAUGUUCUUCUUCUCUGCCUUGAUGCUCACUUUGUGUUUUAUUAUUCAUCUGUGCAGUAUACCUGAAGCCCCACUUAGAGAUGUUGCAAAAGACAUUUCCCCACAGCAGGCCCCUCAAGACCCUUCAUUGUCAUCAGACAGAAUGUGCAAGUAUGGUUCUACUGAGAAAGCUAAAAAUGGUUAUGUAAAUCCAGAGCUGGCAAUGCAGGGAAGAAAAAACAAAAGUCCAGCUGAACAGGCGCAGAGGGUAAUGACCAUGAAGUCACUCCUGAGGGCACUGGUGAACAUGCCUCCCCACUACCGCUGCCUUUGUAUCAGCCACCUCAUUGGAUGGACUGCCUUCCUGUCCAACAUGCUCUUUUUCACAGAUUUCAUGGGCCAGAUUGUGUACCGUGGGGAUCCCUAUAGUGCGCACAACUCCACAGAGUUUCUCAUCUACGAAAGAGGGGUCGAGGUUGGAUGUUGGGGAUUGUGCAUCAACUCUGUGUUUUCUUCACUUUAUUCUUACUUUCAGAAGGCUUUGGUGCCCUACAUUGGCUUAAAGGGGCUUUACUUCAUGGGGUAUUUGCUGUUUGGCUUAGGGACGGGAUUUAUAGGUCUCUUUCCAAAUGUCUACUCCACCCUGGUCCUGUGUACCUUGUUUGGUAUAAUGUCCAGCACCCUGUACACCGUCCCCUUUAACCUCAUGGCUGAGUACCACCUUGCGGAGGAGAAGGAGAGGCGGCAGGCUCCAGGAUGGAGCUCAGACAGCAGCGGCACGGAACGUGGGAAGGGCGUGGACUGCGCCACACUCACCUGCAUGGUACAGCUGGCCCAGAUUCUGGUUGGAAGUGGUCUAGGCUUUCUGGUCAACACAGCUGGGAGCGUCAUCGUUGUGGUGAUCACAGCCUCUACGGUGGCAUUAAUUGGCUGUUGCUUUGUGGCUGUCUUUGUUAGAUAUGUGGGUUAGGUCAAUAAAGAGACAAUGAUCCUAACCUCAAACAAGUGAAGCACACAGCAAGGAAUCCGUCUUUUCUCUGGUUCGGCACCUUGAGGGUCUAGCCAUUGGGUGUCCUACAUUGUGAUUUCAGCUGUGGUCAUCUGCCCACCCCUCCACUAGGCCUGGCUCCCUUGCGAAGAAGACCCAUGUUUCAGGCAUCGUUUGCCUGGACUCUACCUCUGUGCAAGGGUAAGUAUGGCUGGGAGCACGUGCCACCCUGCAUCUUCCUCACUGGGUCUCAGUGCAAACACAGAGCAAUUCAGGUCUUGACCCCUAAGGAGCAGACUAAUUCUAUCUGGGAUCCUUAUAUUUAUUGUAUAAUAGGAUUUUUUUUUAAAAGUCAGCAGUGCUUACAUAAUUGGACAGUCACAUAUUUCACUAAAUUCACAAACAAAAUAUGACUGAGUUUUAUACUGAUUUAUUUAUAUUAAUUUGCUCAUAAUUAAUUUCUAUUAAUGUAUGACAUUCUGGGAAUCUGCUUGAAACUUUAAUGUUCAUUUGAUUACACAGUAAAAUUAUUUCUGUGUAGCCUGUUUGUUGUUUCAUCCUCUGGAGUUUAUAUGAAAAAUUUUCAAUGAUCUUCUGUCCCCAAGCUAAGCAGUCUUCCUCUAGCUAUAUCCCUCCAACUGCCUCCUCUGGGGUGAAGUUUUUAGUAGCUUGGAAGCCAGAAUGCUUAACAGGAAAUUAUUGUGAGUGGUGGACAGCUCAUUUUGAAUCCUGACUUUGUUCCUCACUGGUGAACCCUUUGGUCCUCCUAAGCUGCACUCACUCAUCUAUACAUUUUGAAGAAUAACUCCUGUACCAGAGAGUUGUGAUUAAUGAUCUAUAACAUAGGGUGCAUACCACUAUUCUAAAUGUUUUGCCUGUGUCAACGAAGCAAUUCUGAGAGUUGAUGCUCUC